Drosophila persimilis is the source of this 1858-nucleotide messenger RNA. It is a transcript of the gene TfIIFalpha, whose product is annotated as general transcription factor IIF subunit 1. The record is from RefSeq and is a predicted model, not a curated record. Lineage: Eukaryota; Metazoa; Arthropoda; Insecta; Diptera; Drosophilidae. Gene Ontology annotation, cellular component: nucleus; transcription factor TFIIF complex. Gene Ontology annotation, biological process: positive regulation of transcription elongation by RNA polymerase II; transcription initiation at RNA polymerase II promoter. Gene Ontology annotation, molecular function: DNA binding; TFIIF-class transcription factor complex binding; RNA polymerase II general transcription initiation factor activity. The transcript has 4 exons. Bases 35 to 1771 code for a protein of 578 amino acids.
UAUUAGUAGUAGGAUCAAAUUGAAUCAAAAUAUCAUGUCGAGUGCAUCAAAGUCCACACCAAGCGCCGCCGCCAGCGGCAGCAACAGCAGCAGCAACAGCUCCACGUCUGCAGCAACGGCGUCAGCAUCCUCCUCGAAUGUCCAGGAAUUUAAGAUCCGGGUGCCCAAGAUGCGAAAGAAGCAUCAUGUUAUGCGUUUCAAUGCCACACUGAAUGUGGAUUUCGCCCAAUGGCGAAAUGUGAAACUGGAGAGGGAAAACAAUAUGAAGGAGUUUCGAGGGAUGGACGAGGAUCAGCCCAAGUUUGGGGCCGGCUCCGAGUACAAUCGAGAUCAGCGAGAGGAGGCACGCCGCAAGAAGUUUGGGAUCAUAGCGCGCAAGUACAGGCCGGAAGCACAGCCCUGGAUAUUGAAAGUCGGUGGCAAGAUGGGGAAAAAGUUCAAGGGCAUUCGGGAGGGCGGUGUGGGUGAGAAUGCAGCAUUCUAUGUGUUCACCCAUGCCCCGGAUGGUGCCAUCGAGGCGUAUCCCCUGAACGAGUGGUACAAUUUCCAACCCAUUCAGAGAUACAAAUCUCUAUCGGCGGAGGAGGCGGAGCAGGAGUUCGGUCGUCGAAAGAAGGUCAUGAACUACUUCUCGCUUAUGUUGCGCAAGCGUUUGCGUGGCGACGAGGAGGAGGAGCAGGAUCCGGAGGAGGCAAAACUACUUAAGGCAGCGACCAAAAAGUCCAAAGAGCUAAAAAUCACCGACAUGGACGAGUGGAUCGAUUCCGAGGACGAGUCCGACUCGGAAGACGAGGAGGAGAAGAAGAAAAAGGAGCAGGAGGACAGCGACGAUGGCAGCAAGGCCAAGGGGGGCAAGGGCAAAAAGGGCGCCGACAAAAAGAAGAAAAAGCGCGAUGUGGACGACGAGGCGUUCGAGGAGUCGGAUGAUGGCGAUGAAGAGGGUCGUGAAAUGGACUACGACACCGAGUCCAGUGAAGAUGAACCCGAUCCCGAAUCCAAGCUGGACAAGGACAUGAAGGGCGUUGCAGAGGAGGAUGCUCUACGGAAGCUGCUUACAUCGGACGAGGAAGAUGAGGACGAGAAGAAGUCGGAUGAGUCGGACAAGGAUGAGGCGGAUGGUGAGAAAAAGAAGAAGGAAAAGAACAAAGACGAAGCCUCUAAGGACAAGAAGAAGAAGAAACCCUCGAAGGAUGACAAGAAGGCGAAGGCAAACGGCAGCGGUGGCGACUCCUCCACGGACUUCAGUACGGACAGCACAGACUCCGAGGAUGAUCUCAGCAAUGGGCCACCCAAAAAGAAGGUCGUCCCCAAGGACAAAGAAAAGGAGAAGGAAAAGGAAAAGGAGAGUGCCACCAACAACAAGCCAUCAACCAGCAGCAAUGUCAACAAAUCGCGCUCUUCCACGCCCACGCCAGCGAACAACGAUGUCAACAAACGCAAGAUGAACAGCCUGCCCAGCGAUCUCACUGGCUCGGACACCAGUAACAGUCCAACCAGCACGCCGGCCAAGCGGACCAAAAACGAAAUCAGCACUUCGCUGCCCACAUCCUUCUCUGGCAGCAAAGUGGAGGACUAUGGCAUAACCGAGGAGGCAGUGCGGCGGUAUCUCAAGCGUAAGCCGUUGACUGCCACCGAGCUGCUGACCAAGUUCAAGAACAAAAAGACUGGCGUCUCUAGCGAUCGCCUUGUGGAGACUAUGACAAAAAUAUUGAAGAAAAUCAAUCCCGUGAAGCACACCAUCCAAGGAAAGAUGUAUUUGUGGAUUAAAUAGGCUGUAGACAUGUGAUUGUAAGAUUUUUACAUUUCACGUUCAUUAAAUUUAAGCUCAAAUUGCCCUAAGAUAGGGCCACAUCUUGAA